Neospora caninum is the source of this 1191-nucleotide messenger RNA. RefSeq lists its product as hypothetical. The record is from RefSeq and is a predicted model, not a curated record. Bases 1 to 1191 code for a protein of 396 amino acids. Lineage: Eukaryota; Apicomplexa; Conoidasida; Eucoccidiorida; Sarcocystidae. The transcript has a single exon.
AUGGCGCCGCCUCUCCGUCGGCCCGGACCUUCUUUGGCUCCGCCGUCUCCCCUGCGGCGGCGCGGGGGGGUCGCCCUCGCGGCUGUCUUCUGCCUCCUCGCGCUCCUCGCGCCGCAGUCUCCGUUCGCUGCCUUUUCCGCGGCCGCGACCGGUCCUGCGGAAGGCAGUUCCCCGCGCCGGCUGGGGUUUGCGAACCAGAUGAUUCAGAUGGGUGCGCAGUUCGUGAUGUACCCGGAGAUGGCGAAGAUGCUCCGCACCCAGGUUCAGACGUUGAAGUCGAUCUUGAAGGGCCCAAACACGAAGGACCUGAAGAUUCAGGUGUACUUUGACCAGCAGGACUGCGUCGUGGUCUUUGACACGAUUGCGAACCAGGAGAACGGGGACAACACGGAUCUCGGGUUGAUCGACGCGCGCUCGAUCGAAGUCCUCUUCAGCUACGGCGAACACGAAGGGCAAUUCCGGUACACGAUGCGCCGCUCCGAGAGCGUGCAGGUCCUCAACUUCUCCAAGGAACAUGUGCAGCGGUUCAAAGUCCCCCGCGGCUGCGUCGGGACCAAAGACUCGUACUGGGUCGCCUACUGCCAGCAAGUGCGCGGCGUCUGCAACGCAGGUCGCGUGGACAUACACUUCAGCCGGGAGGGCCGGGAAACGGACAUGACGCCCGUGCCGACGCUCCAGCUCUCGGCCUUCAUCCAGAGACGCAUGAGGGAAGGACUGAACUACUACCAAGUGCUCGACUGGUUCGACACUCCGACGCCGCCGCACAACAUGGUCUUCGACGCGGAACGCUGCCUGAUGCACUUCCGGUACAGCUCGCACGCCCCCGAGCGCAGCCACGUGUCGUGGCUGAAGCACCGGCAGGGCGUGCGCGUGGACUUCCGCGAACUGAACGGGGAACCCGUCGCCAUCAAGGCGCCGAUCGUCUCGGGGUGCGGUGCCGUCGGCGUCGAAGACAUCGAAGUCGCGCAGAAAGCCCUCGAGGACAACUCGUUCAAACUCCUCGUCCACUUCCGACACGUGGACCCGCACAACAACGUUUUCAACGACACCGUCGUCAUCCCCAGACGCCCCGACAUCCGCCCUGCGCAAGACUUUGACUACUACAACGAAGAACAACUCGAAUUCAGCGACUUCUUCCCCAACCACUCCGUCACCAACCUCGGUGUCCUCGGCAGACUCCGAAUGGACUAA